AUGGUACCGUCAUCAGCUAACGAAGAAAAGGUGACAUUUAUUUUGUUAUUUUCUCGUAAUCGUUCGUCAUGUGACGUUCCCUAUUUAAUGGCACAACGAGAUAAACAUAUCUAUCCGACAUUAAUGACAGCAACAUUCUAUUUUAUGCGUGAUCUGAUUGAUUACAGAGCCAUUUCACUUGACAAUUGUGUGUAUAUUAUCGGAGGUCGAUAUGCGUCGACUGGUCGUCUUUCAAAUGCUGUUUUUAAAUACGACGCGCAUAUAGAUUUCUGGCGAGGAUGUGAGCCGAUGAACGCUAAUUUCGCAGUUACUAUAUUUGACUCGAAAAUUUAUGUACUCGGCGGCGAAGGCCCAAAAGGUAUUAUUGUUCAAUCCGUUGAAGUAUACGAUCCGAUUGUAAACAAAUGGAAAGAAGCAGGCACAUUCGUGAAACCAAAACGCUAUCAUGCAGCACUUGCAAUGCAUGGUAAACUCUGGUCCUCCGGCGGCGCAAAUUCCUUGAUUGAAGCUAAAUCAACGGGUGAACUGAUUCUUGUCGAUCCUCAACCAAAUGAAUGGAAACGAUCAAUAACAAACCAUACGUUACCUGUUGCAUGUCAACAACAUUGUAUGACAGUUAUUAAUAAUAAUAUUGUACUUUUUGGAGGCUGUCAAAAAAAUGGUGACGAAGCUAACAACAUUCACACAAUUGCUCGUGCUAUUAAUCAAUCGUCUGAAAGUACACCAGAGUGGGAAGAACUUGAUAUUCAAUUAGAACACCCCCGUACAGAUUGUGGUUAUUUUCAAUUAGGUAAAAUAACAACAGAAGAAACACUUUUGUUCGAAGAGAAAAAAAAGCAACUCUCGUCUGUCGUUCUCACCUUUCAGUAA
Molecule: messenger RNA, 870 nt
Organism: Adineta ricciae
Lineage: Eukaryota; Metazoa; Rotifera; Eurotatoria; Adinetida; Adinetidae
Source: the annotation of a GenBank genome assembly